CUCGAUCGACCAAUGCGAUUACAUCGCCCGCGACGCACGAUAUCCAAUGAGCGUGCUGCGACGAGUGCAAGGUUAUGUUCGUUGGAUAUCGUGUGUCGCGCGCAAUUGACGUGAUCGUGCGUGAUCAUGCUUGGCUGCCGAGGUCAUAUCACAGCAUACUGCAGCCGUGUUUCGUGUCUGGCAUCACUGCUGGGAGUGCUGAGUCGUGCUAUUUAAUAAAGUCAGCAAUCAAUUAUCGAAAAUGAGUGAAAGUCCACCGUAUCGUAGAAAUGCGCAGAAGAAAUUUAUCAAGGAUUUAAUUCGCCAAAGUAAGAAUGAAGCAAAUCUGGCUGAUUUAAGAAGACGAAUAACCGCGGUCUACGAAGCAGAAACUUCGUCCGAUGAUAAUGAAGAAAUUCAUAUGCCUAUUCCAGAGAUCAACAAUGAAGAUAUUCCUUCAGAAACAAAUAGGUCUGAAUUAUCAGGAAUAUUAUCAGCAGGAUCUGAGGCAUCUAAUAAUAGUCUUUUUGAAAAUGAAAACACUAUAAAUGGUAGUGAUGUUGAUAGUGAAUUACAUUUCGAAGAUGAGAACAGCGACAGUGAUGGAAUUGCUGAAAUGGAUGAUGUUAAUAACAGAUGUAGUGAUCAUGAAGAUAAUGACUUAAUGAUUCAAUUUGAAAAUGAUGAAGACAGAAGUUUUUAUGCUUUAGCAACAUUGAGAGAGUGGGCUCUUGAAGGAGGUGUGUUAUCCAUGAAGAAGUUGAAUAAUUUACUCCUUAGAUUGAGGGUAUUGUUUCCUAAUUUACCCAAAAGUUACAAAACCUUACUCCAAACGCCUCCAAUCUUAGGUGUUCAACAGCUACCUGAUGGAUCACAACUGUGGUACAAGGUUCUACUAUUUGAAGAGUUUGGCUUUGGGAAAUAAUGAAAAAACUGCAACGUCAAAACUUAUGACUCAAUUGAUGACCAAUUCCUUAGCUGUACAUUUUCAUUUUGAUGGUCAUAAUCCUCAGAAAGCUAUGGCAGUUAAGGGUCGAUUCAGACACAGCCGUGCCGUAUCCGUACCGUGCACGAAACAGAACAUCAGACAAGGAUACCUAUUGUCUCCAUCCUUGUCUAAUGUUGUCUCCAUCCUUGUCUGAUGUUUCUGUUUCGUGCACGGUACGGAUACGGCACG
This is a messenger RNA of Temnothorax curvispinosus, 1156 nucleotides long. RefSeq lists its product as uncharacterized. Bases 242 to 904 code for a protein of 220 amino acids. The record is from RefSeq and is a predicted model, not a curated record. Lineage: Eukaryota; Metazoa; Arthropoda; Insecta; Hymenoptera; Formicidae. The transcript has 3 exons.